This is a messenger RNA of Paramormyrops kingsleyae, 2878 nucleotides long. RefSeq names its product nuclear respiratory factor 1. The record is from RefSeq and is a predicted model, not a curated record. Gene Ontology annotation, biological process: regulation of transcription by RNA polymerase II. NCBI's taxonomy places the organism in Eukaryota, Metazoa, Chordata, Actinopteri, Osteoglossiformes, Mormyridae. Gene Ontology annotation, molecular function: DNA-binding transcription factor activity.
ACUAGUGUGGUGCUGAGGGAUCACCCGCCACAUGGCUGCACUCAGGUUCUCAUCCCUGAGGUGGUUUGUUAUGUGGUGGGUGUGGCAACGCACUGUAAUCAGUGCACGCUCCUUACACACUGUAUCAGUGCACGACUCCUUAUGCACUCUGAUCAGUGCACGACUCCUUACGCACUGUGAUCAGUGCACAACUCUUUACGCACUGUGAUCAGUGCACGCUCCUUACACACUCUAUCAGUGCACGACUCCUUACGCACUGUAUCAGUGCACGACUCCUUACACACUGUAUCAGUGCACGACUCCUUACGCACUCUGAUCAGUGCACGACUCCUUACGCACUGUAAUCAGUGCACGACUCCUUACGCACUGUGAUCAGUGCACGCUCCUUACACACACUAUCAGUGCACAACUCCUUACGCACUGUGAUCAGAGCACGACUCCUUGCGCACUGUGAUCAGUGCACGUUCCUUUCCUGUCUGGCACCAACACUCAUGCCAUGUACAAAGUCACUUAAAUCAUCUUUCUUUCCCAUUUUGGUGGAUAUUGUGAAGAUUAACUGACCUGUAUCUGCAUGAUUUUAUUCAUUGUGCUGCCUAACAUAUGAUUGGCUGAUUAGAUAUUUGUUUCGACCAGCAGUUGUGUAGGUGUACCUAAUACCGUGGCCAGGGAGUGUAUGUAAAGAGCUGCUCCACUGUAAUAUGGCAUAGGAUAAAUGGAUUUUGUAUUUUAAACAUUUUUGUAAGCACUUAAAUAUAUUUAUGCUGUUGGUGAUAAAUAAAGAAAAAAAAUCUAAAGUUUUAUAAUGUCUUUAUGUCAUCACAAAUAAUUUUGGUGUAUUCUGAUGCAAAGGUCUGUUAAAUCUUAUCAAACAAAGCACACGUCAGAAGCGGUGUUGAGCUCUCAGUGAUGCACACGAAAGCAGGCUGAAAUUUAAAGUGGUUAUGGAAUUAGAAAUACAGCGUCACCAUUUUAGUUAAAAUACCACCAUGACCCUCAGCUGGAGAAGUGGGUCGCAGAUGGCUGGAAGAUAGCUGAUGGAUUCAUUUAAUAAGUUUUUGUCAGGUUCACUAUACAUACAGGAAGGAAGCUGAUCCAGGUGAGCGACAGAUAGGCCAUGGAGGAGCACCAGACAGACAUGAGCACCAUCGAGGCACAUGCAGUGGCUGGCCAGGUGCAGCAGGUCCAUGUGGCCACCUACACAGAGCACAGCAUGCUGAGCGCCGACGAGGACUCGCCCUCCUCACCCGAAGAUGACACCUAUGAUGACUCAGACAUCCUCAACUCCACUGGGGCAGAUGAGGUCACAGCCCACCUGGCUGCUGCUGGCCCAGUAGGAAUGGCGGCAGCUGCUGCUGUGGCGACGGGGAAGAAGCGCAAACGGCCGCACAUCUUCGAAUCCAACCCCUCCAUCCGAAAACGGCAGCAGACGCGAUUGCUCAGGAAGCUGCGGGCCACGCUGGAUGAGUACACCACCCGCGUGGGCCAGCAAGCCAUCGUGCUCUGCAUCUCGCCCUCCAAGCCCAACGCCGUCUUUAAGGUGUUCGGGGCAGCACCACUGGAGAAUGUGGUGAGGAAGUACAAGAGCAUGAUUCUGGAGGACCUUGAGAAUGCACUGGCCGAGCAUGCGCCCCCAGCCCCCGAGCUGAGCUCUGAGCUGCCGCCACUGACCAUCGACGGCAUUCCUGUCUCUGUUGACAAGAUGACCCAGGCCCAGCUGCGGGCCUUCAUUCCCGAGAUGCUGAAGUACUCAACGGGCCGUGGGAAGCCCGGCUGGGGCAAGGAGAGCUGCAAACCUGUGUGGUGGCCAGACGACAUCCCCUGGGCCAACGUGCGCAGCGACGUCAGGACCGAGGAGCAGAAGCAGAGGGUGUCCUGGACCCAGGCACUGCGGACCAUUGUGAAGAACUGCUACAAGCAGCAUGGCCGGGAGGACCUGCUAUACGCCUUCGAGGACCAGCAGGCACCCCCAUCCCACAUGGCCCCUGCCACCGCUGUGACCCACGGCAUCGCGCACCUGGUGCCCUCGCAGACCGUGGUGCAGACCAUCAGCAACCCGGAUGGCACUGUUUCCCUCAUACAACUCCCCGUACUGUACUCACAGGUGGGGACUGGAGCGACGGUGGCCACCCUGGCAGAUGCCUCCGAGCUGCCGGCCACCGUCACGGUGGCCCAGGUGAACUACUCCACCGUCACAGAGGGAGAGGAGCAGAACUGGGCGACGCUGCAGGGCGGUGAGAUGACUAUACAGAGCACACAGGCCUCUGAAGCCACGCAGGCCGUGGCGUCCCUCGCAGAGGCUGCGGUGGCGGCGUCACACGAGAUGCAACAGGGGGCCACCGUUACCAUGGCACUCAACAGUGAGGCUGCGGCCCAUGCCGUAGCCACGCUAGCAGAGGCCACCCUGCAGGGUGGGGGGCAGAUCGUCCUUGCGGGAGAGACGGCAGCUGCUGUUGGGGCCCUGACCGGGGUGCAAGACGCCAGUGGUCUCGUCCAGAUUCCUGUCAGCAUGUAUCAGACCGUGGUCACCAGCCUCGCCCAGGGCAACCGGCCCGUCCAGGUCGCCAUGGCACCCGUUACCACACGCAUAGACAAUACCGUCACCCUGGACGGACAGGCCGUGGAGGUUGUCACCCUGGAACAGUAACUUGUGGCACUUCCUUGUCGGCAGUUGUACAGUAUAAAAUUGAUCAUUCACAGUUGGGGCGUAUCGACUCAACAAGGCAUUUUGUUUACUGUGUACAGUUAUGUUUCGUUCUGUUUUGGAGUCAGAGUUUUGGAAACGUGGCUCUGAAUUUGGAAAAAGUCAUGAUAUACCCUAUUGUAUUUAUUUCUUACAUGUUUUCACCUUUUUUAAUAAACCAAAAAUGUGAGGAUGGGA